AUGCGCAAUUACGUGAGAAAAACUGAACGAAUGGUAUGCAGCCCCGAGCUGCUGGAACAAGCUCAACAGAGAGUGGCAAAUGGAGAAUCCAAACUAUCUGUUGCCAAAAGUAUGGGUAUCACGGAGACUGCCCUACGGAAGCGACUUAAAAAGGGAUUCGGGGCCGAACAACUCGGUCGGUUUAGAGCAACAUUCAAGCCGGAACAGGAAAGAGAAUUGGCAGACCAUUGCAAAUCUCUCGACGAAUGUUUUUACGGGCUGUCAUUCAUGGAUUUGCGAAGAUCUGUAUUCCAGUAUGCCGAAGCCAACAACAUUCGUCACGGAUUCAAUCCUGAGUCAAAGUUAGCCGGGAAGGAAUGGGCACUAUCUUUCAUGCGACGACACAAUCUGUCACUCAGAACUCCGCAACAAACCAGCCUUGCUAGGAUGAUGGGUUUCAACCGGGUGCAGCUUGACAUAUUUUUCAAUAAUCUGAGCGAAGUUACCAUGAAGUAUCGGUUCAACACGGACCGUAUAUAUAACAUGGACGAGACUGGAAUGUCGACCGUACCGAACAAUGUUCCCAAGGUGGUGUCCGCGACAGGCAAGAAAGCGGUGGGCAAAAUAAGCUCGGCCGAGAGAGGAGAGUUGGUUACCGCUGUUUGUGCAAUGAGUGCACAGGGAAGUUAUGUGCCACCAGUGUUGAUUUUUAAAAGAAAACGCCAAAAACCAGAAUUGAUGAAUGGAGCGCCUCCCGGAUCGAAAAUGUUUAUUUCCGACUCUGGGUACAUAAACUCCGACCUGUUCCAUGAAUGGGUACAACACAAACGCCACAAAGGAGAAUCCCGUGUUAUUGAUUUUGGACAAUCAUAG
Messenger RNA from Aedes aegypti (yellow fever mosquito), 852 nucleotides. RefSeq lists its product as uncharacterized. Gene Ontology annotation, molecular function: DNA binding. The transcript is spliced from 3 exons. Bases 1 to 852 code for a protein of 283 amino acids. Gene Ontology annotation, cellular component: nucleus. The record is from RefSeq and is a predicted model, not a curated record. Lineage: Eukaryota; Metazoa; Arthropoda; Insecta; Diptera; Culicidae.